Molecule: messenger RNA, 695 nt
Organism: Lactuca virosa
Lineage: Eukaryota; Viridiplantae; Streptophyta; Magnoliopsida; Asterales; Asteraceae
Source: the annotation of a GenBank genome assembly
AUAAGCCGUAUUUGUGUCUGCGCUCAGAUAAAAACCCUAAUUUCCCACUCUUUCUCUCUCCACCGCUCAACUUUCUCUCUCUCUACGCAAAUCCUCAUUCGACAGCUCGAGCUUCUCCUAUGGCGACGGCGGGCGACGGUGCGACCCCAUACCAAAGCGGCGGAGCCGGGGGGAAGUUUCGGAAGAAGCCUAUUCGGCGUAGUGGUCUGGCGACACCGUACGAUCGACCUUCUACCGCACUCAGGAACAAGAGCCCUAGCCUCUUCGCGAAACUCGUAGACCCCGCGUCUAGGCUCAUACACGCUGGGGCUGAUAGGUUCUUCGGCGUAUUUCGUAAGCGGCUUCCUUCCAUCGCUGCACCGCGUCCGCCAGCUGCUGAUGGGUGGCGUCUUGAUUGGAUCGGGUUUAGCAUUGCUGAAGGCUUCUUAUACAAUUUGUUAGUUUUUAGAGAGACCCUUGAAGAACCGGAUCCUAGCACCGAUGAAGGUGGGAAUUUGGCUAGCAUCUCUGCUACCACUGAGAUAUCAGAGCUUGAGAAUAUGCUGAAACAGAAGACUUUUACUAGAUCUGAAAUCGAGCAUUUGACAGCUUUGCUGCAUGCAAAAGCUACUAACUCAGAUGACGAUGAAGGGGAUAGAGCAAAGCUUCCCAGCCCAUCAUCUCAGUUUCUGAGGCUUGAAGCAUCCACAAAGUGA